Messenger RNA from Paramecium tetraurelia, 849 nucleotides. RefSeq lists its product as uncharacterized. The record is from RefSeq and is a predicted model, not a curated record. The transcript has 5 exons. NCBI's taxonomy places the organism in Eukaryota, Ciliophora, Oligohymenophorea, Peniculida, Parameciidae.
AUGGGAAAUAAGCUUUACCAUUCUCGAUAACAAUUGAUAUCUUGCCCUUAAAAAAGUGCUUUUCAAUUUUCAAAUUAAGAUCAAAACCUCCAACAAAGUCUAACACAUCAAUUAGUUGAAAUAAAUUCAGCUCAGCAAGAACCAGCAAUGAGUUAAGACCAGGAUAACAUACAAAAUAAUACUGCUUCAGGCCUAAUCCAUUAAUAAAAUUUCAAAUUGUAAAAGAGGUGCCUAUUGAAAGUCUUAUUGACUUUUAUAAUCUGGUCAUUAUUUCAGUUCUUUGUCCUAUAUGCCCUUCAAAAAGGGGAAAUGCCCACCUUUAUUGACCUAAUAUCUCCUUACUUAUUUCACAUAUCAGUAAUUUUGAUGUAUGGAAUGGCUAAAUUUGGAACUGUCAAAUUCUCUAGACAGAAUUGCGUGAUAUUGUUGUUUCAAGUGUAUUUUACUACCUAGACCUAUUUGACGUUUUGCAGAUCCUUCAGCAACGAAAGAAUUCACGUUUCAAAUGGGAUUUAACUUACUACUGCCGAUUUAGUUACUUAAUUUGCCUUACAACAGUUUCUAUUUAAUAUUUUAAUCACCUUGACUCUGUUCAUUUACAUAGCAAUUGAAAAGCAAAGAAUUCUUCCUCUAGUCGCCAUUGCCUUAUGCUGUGUUUUUAGUCUACUGCCCUUGGUAUUUGAUUACUGGUUAUUUGUCAAUUCUAUUGUGGCCUUUUUGUAUGGAACGACACUGGUGAUGGUGACAUUAUAAAUUUUAAAAGGAAGGUUUUAAUUGGAAACAUAUAGUGUAAUAACAGCCUCUAACAUCAUGUUUUAUGGCCUUAUCUCUCCAAUUGAACUAAAAUGA